AAAAUUCUUGCAUUUCGUGAAUCUGAGUCUUCUCCCAUUUUGAUCGAGCUAUCGUCCCCAUGAAUCAGACAAUUUUGCACAAGUAUUCAAUUGAUUAAUAUGUAUCCUCUCCCUAUACGCCAUGGCGCAAUACCACAGCUGGCCAAUGUUUACGCCGCUGACAUUUCUGAUAAACAAAUGUCAAUCUUGGUACUUUUAGCGCAGUUGUGGUUGGGAGAAAUAAACGAAAUAUUGACUUGCUCUAGUUUAUGAUUGUAUUCUAACAAAAAUUUUGCGUUUAGAUGUCCGCAAGACAUGAAUUUGUGAAAUUCCAUGAAAAUUCACGAGUGCUAGCAUCUCCCACUUCAUAAAAAUGACCUGCAUCAAAGAAACUCAUCACACAACCGCCGGAAAGCCGCUCCUCUUGGAAAUUGCAGAACUAAACCCUGACAACAUUCUAGUGACAAUCACAAAUCAAUCGUAUUGGGAAGACAAACUAUCCUAUUUUAAGUAUACAUUACUUCUCUCCGGGAUCUACGCAUUUUAUAAAUUAACUAUUGCCACGAAGUUGCUCAUCGAUGUGUGUUUACUUGGCGCGUUAUUGUUGGUGAUCUAUUUUCUCUUCAAUGUCGUGCAGUUUGAGUCAUUAACCUUCAUCAAUGAAUUCGGGGUACAGACAUCAACAAGGUACUUUCUCGGGCUGAAGUCGAGCAUGUUCAUCCCCACGAGCGAUAUUCAUGAUGUUGUGAUUAAUGAAGUCAUUUGUGAUCUCAAAGUCAUUUAUUUUCUCAUAAUUCGUACAAAAGGCAGGCUUUAUAAAACAAAACCAAUCAUUCCACUUUUUGACGGUUUGCGACCAAGUAUCGACUGUCUGGAGCCAAUCUACAAAGUCCUCUAUAAGAAGUUCGAUACCGAGUGACUCGUAAUUUACUUUCUGUAGUAUUUGAGACAUUUAGCUAAAUUAUUGAUACGUUCGUUCAACGCUGGAAACUGUAAAUAAAUCUUUUAUCAUCCA
Molecule: messenger RNA, 994 nt
Organism: Hermetia illucens (black soldier fly)
Lineage: Eukaryota; Metazoa; Arthropoda; Insecta; Diptera; Stratiomyidae
Gene: PIG-H
Product: phosphatidylinositol N-acetylglucosaminyltransferase subunit H
Exons: 4
Coding region: 353-898 (181 amino acids)
Biological process (GO): GPI anchor biosynthetic process
Cellular component (GO): glycosylphosphatidylinositol-N-acetylglucosaminyltransferase (GPI-GnT) complex
Source: RefSeq, a predicted model, not a curated record